UUAACCAGUUAAAUUGCGUUUAAGAGUGACAUAUAGACUCCAAUAUUGGUCUAUGUCUUCUGGAACACAUGAGGUGGAAAUGGUUCGUAUUUAAAUGCUAGAGCUUCUACGACAUUUUUGUAAAUGGGUUUACAACAAUUUAAAAUGUGGAAAAGCUGUUGACAUUUGUAUUGGAUUUGCCCAAGCUGAGCCAGCAAAUUGCAAAAAGAAAAAUCGCAAACAUGGACGGUUUUGAAGAAUUAAAGAAUGACUUUAAUAUUUGGAUAUUCUUUUUGCAUUCUUCUACAACCAUUUUCCUACAAGAGUUUUCUGCUUAUUUUCACUUAAUUUUUUUAGUAGUUGUAUUCAUUUCAUGGGCUUCCAAGAGACCCAAGAUGCCUACUUUUGAAAAUUCCAAACCAAUGUUGAAGGAUACAUACUUUUACUAUUCAUUAGCCCUAAGAUCUUGUAUAGGUCUGUCUUUCUGUGGUCUUCUCCUAUGCGUGUUAAACUAUCUCUUUGAGUAUAGCCAUGGUUGGUCUGAUCUAAUGAUUGUUGCCCAAUUGGAUCUUGCAUCUAGAAUACUCACUUGGUUUGUUAUAUCUAUUUACUUUAACUCCCAGUUUUCCCAGUCAAGUGAGCACAAGUUCCCCAUUCUACUAAAGAUUUGGUGCGUCUUCUACUUCCUAAUGUCUUGUUCUUAUAUUGUUAUACAUCUUGGUAUGUAUUGGAAACAUUCUUCCUUACCAUUCCUGCUAUGGGUCUCUGAUGCAGUAUCCAUUAUUGUUAUUUUGUUAUUUUGUUAUACUGGGUUGCUUGGCAAGGGUCGAGAAGAAGAAAAUUUCAAUCUCUUGGAGCCUCUUUUAGAAACUAUUACUGGCCAAAACAAUAGUCAUGAUGAGCAAGGAGCAAGUGUUGGUGGAGAGAGUAUAACUCCUUAUGCAAAGGCCAAUCUUAUAAAUCUUUUUACUUUCGCUUGGAUGGGCCCUUUGCUUACACUCGGGUAUAAAAAAACAUUGAACCUUGAAGAUGUUCCUCAGCUUGCCGAUUGUGAUAGUGCCAAUGUAGUAUUUUCUCAUUUUAUAAAUAAAUUUGAAGAUGACGAUGAUGAUGAUGACAGUUGUAAUGGGGGUCAGAUAAACACCCUUAAAUUGGUGAAGACAUUGAUUCUCUUAAUGUGGAAAGAAAUUCUAUGGACAGCUCUACUCUCCAUUGUAUACACAUUGGCUUCUUAUAUUGGACCAUACUUUAUUGAGCCAUUUGUACAGUAUCUCAAUAGCCCUCACCAAUUAAAAUAUAGAGGCUAUAUGCUAGUAUUUAUUUUCUUUCUUUCAAAGCUCAUAAAUUGCCUCUCAAAGAGACACUUAUUCUUUCAAUUGCGAAAGAUGGCAAUUAGGGUCCGUGCUGCCUUAUUCUCAAUAAUCUAUAGGAAGGGUCUCAGACUUUCGAGCCAAUCGAAGCAGAGCCACACUAGUGGGGAGAACACUAACUUGAUGAGUGUCGAUGUUGAGAGGAUUGGAUUUUUUUGUUGGUACCUGCAUGAUAUAUGGAGGGUGCCUAUUGAGAUUGUUCUAGCAUUAUUAAUCUUAUACAAGAGGCUUGGGAUUGCUUCACUUGCAGCUUUUGUUGCCACAAUUGUUUUGAUGUUAGCAAAUGUUCCACUGGGAAAACUACUGGAGAAAUUUCAAGGGAAACUGAUGGAUUCAAAGGAUCGAAGGAUGAAGGUGACAUCUGAGGCUCUAAGAAAUAUGAGAAUUCUCAAGCUCCAGGGCUGGGAGAUGAAGUUCUUGGCUAAGAUAAUUGAGCUCAGGGACACUGAAACAAGAUGGUUAAAAAAAGUACUUCAUACAUCAGCUAUUAGUGGCUUUGUCUAUUUUUCUGCUCCCAUGUUUGUUUCCAUGAUUACUUUUGGUUUUUGUAUCCUUAUAGGAAUUCCGUUAGAAUCAGGGAAGAUUCUAUCUGCACUUGCUACAUUUGAGAUAUUGCAAGAACCCAUUUAUAAUCUCCCAGACACAAUCUCUAUGGUAGUUCAGACUAAAGUUUCUCUUAAUCGGGUAGUCUCAUUCCUUUGUCUUGAUGAUCUUCAUUCGAAUAUAGUACAAAAGCUCCCAAGAGAUGGUUCUGAGGUUGCAAUUGAAAUAGUCAAGGGAAAUUUCUCUUGGAAUCUUAAUUCCCCUAGUCUUGUAUUAAAAGAUGUUAAUUUUCGAGUGUACCAUGGAAUGAGAGUGGCUAUUUGUGGUUCUGUUGGGUCAGGAAAAUCAAGUCUACUUUCAUGCAUAUUGGGAGAAGUGUCGAAGGUAUCUGGAGAUAUUGAAUUGAAUGGCACGAAAGCAUAUGUUGCACAAUCUCCUUGGAUACAGAGUGGCAAGAUAGUUGAUAAUAUAUUGUUUGGCAAGGAAAUGGACAAGGAAAGAUAUGAAAAGAUCCUUGAAGCAUGUUCAUUGAAGAAGGACCUAGAAGUCUUUGCCUUUGGGGACCAGACUAUCAUAGGGGAGAGGGGGAUCAACCUGAGUGGUGGACAGAAGCAAAGAAUCCAAAUUGCACGUGCUUUAUACCAUGAUGCUGAUAUUUAUCUACUUGAUGAUCCUUUUAGUGCUGUGGAUGCUCAGACAGGAACUCAUCUUUUUAAGGAGUGUUUGCUGGGAAUUUUAGGUUCAAAAACACUACUUUAUGUUACCCAUCAAGUAGAGUUCUUAACAUCUGCUGAUCUUAUCCUGGUUAUGAGAGAAGGAAGGAUUACUCAAAUAGGAAAGUAUGAAGAAAUUCUUAGUUCAGGAACUGACUUUAGUGAGUUAGUUGGUGCACAUGAAAAAGCUUUUUCAGACUUUAACUUUACAGGGCAUGGGGUUGCUUUAGAUAAUUUAGUCAAUGGUGAGGAAGAUAGUAACAUAUUAUGUAGAAAAAAGUCUAUUCAAAAUGAUAAGGAAAUAGAACCAAAAAAUGAUAAAACAGAAAAAAUUGUUCGAUUCGAAGAGCAACUUGUCCAAGAAGAAAAGAGAGAAAAUGGUGAAGUUGGUUUUUCAGUUUAUUGGAAGUAUAUUACCGCCACAUAUAAAGGGGCUUUUGUACCAUUAAUAUUGGUGGCACAAAUUCUUUUUCAGCUUCUCCUAAUAGUUAGUAGUUAUUGGAUGGUAAUGGGUACUCCCGAUUCGAAGGAUAUAAAACCUCAUGUUAAAGGAUCCACUCUCAUCUUUGUUUUUUUUACUUUAACAUUUGGAAGCUCUCUUUGUAUACUUAUAAGGUCUAUGCUCGUUGUAACUGUCGGAUACAAGACGGCUACAAUGCUUUUCAACAAAAUGCAUUUGUGUAUUUUUCGUGCUCCUCUAUCAUUUUUUGAUUCUACUCCAAGUGGAAGGAUCUUAAAUCGGGCAUCCAUAGAUCAAAGUGCACUUGAUAUCUCUAUCCCACAUGAAAUUGAAGCAUUUCUUAUUUCAAUCAUAGCAUUCGUGGGAACUACUGCAGUGAUGUCACAACUUGCAUGGCAAAUGUUAAUAGUUUUUAUUCCAGUGACUUUGACAUGCAUCUGGUACCAGAAAUACUACAUACGUGCAGCACGUGAACUAUCAAGAUUAUUUGGAGUUUGUCAGGCUCCAAUUGUACAACAUUUUGUUGAAUCUAGUCUAGGUUCAACCACAAUCAGGUGCUUCAACCAAGAAGAACGAUUUAUGGACACAAACCUAAAGUUGGUGGAUGGGUAUUCCCGACCCAAAUUCCAUUUCUCUGGUGCGAUAGAGUGGUUAUGUUUCCGCAUGGAUAUGUUGGCAUCCAUCACAUAUGCUAUUUGUUUGGUUUUCUUGAUCCUGGUACCAAAGGGAGUACUCAGUUCUGGUGUUAUGGGAUUAGCAGUUACAUAUGGGCUUAGUUUUAGUAUGCAUGCGAUCGUAUGGGAUCUUAAUAGGCUUGAGACCAAAAUCAUAUCUGUUGAGAGGAUACUACAGUACAUCUACAUCCCCAGUGAACCCCCUCUAUUGGUAGAAGACAAUAGGCCAAGUUGUGAAUGGCCAUCACAAGGGAAAGUUGAUAUUAUUGAUCUCCAGAUCCAAUAUGCCCCACACCUUCCACUUAUAUUACAUGGUCUCACAUGCACUUUCCCUGGAGGGAUGAAGAUUGGAAUCGUUGGGCGAACAGGAAGUGGUAAAUCAACUCUUGCAUUGGCUAUCUUUCGUGUGAUUGAACCUAUAGUUGGUCAAAUUUGGAUAGAUGGUAUCGAAAUCUCUAAGAUUGGCCUUCAUGACUUACGGUCAAGAUUGAGCAUCAUCCCACAAGACCCAACAAUGUUUGAGGGGACUGUAAGAAGCAAUCUUGACCCACUUGAAGUGUACAAUGAUGAACAAAUCUGGGAGGCUUUAGAUAAAGUCCAACUUGGUGAUGAAGUUAGAAAGAAGGAAAAGAAACUUUAUUCUGCAGUGACUGAGAAUGGAGAAAAUUGGAGUAUGGGGCAAAGACAACUAGUCUGUUUAGGGCGGGCAUUACUCAAGAGUAGUAAAUUAUUAGUACUUGAUGAAGCUACUGCAUCAGUGGAUACUGCAACUGACUAUCAAAUUCAACAAACUCUUAGGCAACAUUUCUCAGGGUCUACUGUCAUCACAAUCGCACAUAGGAUAACAUCAAUUCUUGAUAACGAUAAGGUCCUCCUUCUUGAUAAUGGCCUUGUACUAGAAUAUGACUCCCCAGCCAAAUUAUUAGAGACCAAGUCUUCAUCAUUUGCAAAGCUUUUUAAGGAAUAUACUCGAAGAUUUAAUUCCUAGUUUUUAAACAAUUAAAUAAGUGAAUUCUGAAUAUUCAAAUGUAAUUUUUUUUUUUUUUGAAACAAUGUUCAAGUAUAUGUAUAUUGCUUUAGGUUAAGGUGCAUUGCUAUUUUGAAUAUAACACAAAUUUGU
This is a messenger RNA of Macadamia integrifolia, 4859 nucleotides long. Its product is annotated as ABC transporter C family member 3-like. Lineage: Eukaryota; Viridiplantae; Streptophyta; Magnoliopsida; Proteales; Proteaceae. Gene Ontology annotation, cellular component: plant-type vacuole; vacuolar membrane. Gene Ontology annotation, molecular function: ABC-type transporter activity; ATP hydrolysis activity; ATP binding. Bases 222 to 4727 code for a protein of 1501 amino acids. The transcript has 10 exons. Gene Ontology annotation, biological process: transmembrane transport. The record is from RefSeq and is a predicted model, not a curated record.